AUGCCGGCGCGAAGCCAAGUCGAUAGUGACGCGCCCUAUGCGCGGCACGAUGCCAAGCCGACGGUGCGCUUCAUGCGUAUGGAUGUCGACGAGACGCUGCGAGCGCUCGAAGUGUCCUCGCUGGAAGAGGGCCUGUCGGACGCCGCGGCCAAGUCGGUCCGCGCGUCUGUCGGUGCGAACGAGCUUUCGGAAAAGGAGCCCGAGCGCCCGUGGGAGAAGUGGGUGGCGCAGUUUAAAGAGCCGCUGAAUCUGCUGCUGCUCGGCAGUGCGGGCGUGAGUGUGCUGGUGGGCCAGCUCGACGAUGCGAUCUGCAUCACGCUGGCGCUGGCGAUUGUCAUUACGGUCGGGAUCGUGCAAGAGUACCGCUCGGAAAAGAGUCUCGAGGCGCUGAACCAGCUCGUCCCUCCCCGGUGCCACCUGGUGCGUGGCGGCGAGUCGGUCACGGUGCUUGCGUCGGAGCUCGUGCCCGGCGACAUUGUCACCUUUUCGACCGGCGACCGUGUGCCCGCGGACGUGCGCGUGGCCAAGGCGUCCGGCCUCGAGGUCGACGAAAGUGCGCUCACCGGCGAGGUGCAGGCGAUGCGCAAGACCACGCGCGCGAUUCCCGCGGACGACGACGGGGAGCCGUCGAUCAACGACCGCGAAAACAUUGCGUACAUGGGCACGCUCGUGCAGCACGGCAGCGGCACCGGGAUUGUGGUCGCGACCGGCGCGCGCACCGAGUUCGGGAGCAUCUUUGACAUGGUCGACCAGGUGGACGAGCGCCAGACGCCGAUGCAGCGCAGCAUGGCAGAUCUGGCGCAGCGCCUGAGUGUCGGCAGCCUGGCCGUGAUUGGCACGAUUAUGCUGCUCGGCAUCCUGCAGCAGCAGGACCUUCUCGAGAUGUUUACCAUCGCCGUGUCGCUCGCCGUCGCGGCGAUUCCCGAGGGCCUCCCGAUCGUGGUGACGGUCACGCUCGCGCUCGGUGCGCUGCGCAUGUCGCACCGCAACGCGAUCAUCAAGCGCCUGCCGAGCGUCGAGACGCUGGGGUGCGUGUCGGUGAUCUGCUCGGACAAGACGGGGACACUCACCGCGAACGAAAUGCGCGUCGUGCAGACAUACACUGUCCCAGACGGCGUCCAGGACGUGCCCGAGCACGGAAAAGCGUCGGACGCGCUUGCGCGAUGCCUCGAGGUGGGCACCCUCUGCAACAACACCGAGACCGGCCCCGACGGGCGCUGGCUGGGUCAGUCGACCGAGGUCGCGAUGCUCGGCGUGCUCGGCAGCUUUGGGCUGCAGGACAAACGGAAGGAGUGGACGCGCACCGACGAGCAGCCGUUCCGCUCGGAUACCAAGAUGAUGACCGUCACCGGCCACUACCAGAACGAGCGCAAGGAGACCAUCUUUAUGAAGGGCGCGCCGGAAGUCGUCCUGCGCCAGUGCACGCAGUACCAAGGGCCGGACGGCACGCCGCAGCUCACCGACAAGGUGCGCGACGAGAUCCGCGGCGCAAUCAAAAGCAUGUCCGACCGCGGCCUGCGCGUGCUGGCGUUUGCCGCGUCGCCCGCAUCGCACCGCCCGUCGUAUGCGUUCUGCGGCCUGCAGGCGAUGCACGACCCGCCGCGCGAAGGCGUCGCGGACGCAAUCCGCACGCUGCACCGCGGCGGCGUCCAGAUCGCCAUGAUCACGGGCGACGCGGAGCCGACGGCGGUCGCCAUCGCCCAGGAGCUGGGACUGCUGCAGAGCGGGCGCGCCGGCGUGCUCACCGGGCCGCAGAUCGAGUCGCUGAGCGAGGGACAGCUGCGCGAGCGCGUGCAGUCCAUCACGGUCUUUGCGCGCACCGCUCCGGAGCACAAGCUGCGCAUCGUCGCCGCGCUGCAGUCGCACGCGGCCGUCGUCGGCAUGACGGGCGACGGCGUGAACGACGCGCCGGCGCUCAAGCUCGCCGACGUCGGCAUCGCGAUGGGCCGCGGCGGGACCGAUGUCACGAAAGAGGCCGCCGACGUGAUCCUUGUCGACGACAACUUUGCCACGAUCCUUUCGGCGGUGCGCGAGGGGAAGAGCAUCUUUUACAACAUCCAAAACUUUGUCGCCUUCCAGCUCAGCACCUCUGCCGCGGCGCUCGUGCUGAUUGGGCUCAGCACCGUGAUGAAGCUGCGCUUCCCGCUGAACGCGAUGCAGAUCCUCUUUAUCAACAUCCUCAUGGACGGGCCGCCCAGCCAGAGUCUCGGCGUGGACCCCGCGAGCGAGAGCGUGAUGCGCCGCCCGCCGCGUGCGAAAGACGCGCCGGUGCUCACGCGCCAGCUGCUCUACCGCGCGCUCUUUUCGACGUCGGUGAUUGUCGUCCUGACGCAGUUCGUCUUCCUGUUCGAGCGCCCGCCCGACGGCGCAGACAAGCGCGACGCGACCAUGACCUUUACCUGCUUCGUGUUCCUCGACCUGGUGUCCGUCGUGCAGAACCGCGGGCUGCUGACCGGCAUCGAUCAGAACCACAUGCUCCUCUGGACGGUCGGCGCGAGCUUCCUCGCACAGCUCCUCCUGGUCUACUUCCCGCCGCUCCAGCACGUGUUUCUCACCGAGUCGCUCGCGGCCAACGACCUGAUGUUUUUGCUGGUCGUCGCGGGCAUCGCAUUCGGGCUGCACGAGCUGCGCAGGCACUAUGAACGUGGGCUGCUCGACGAGCACGACAGCCAGACACAGGGUAUUCAGAAUGUGUAG
Malassezia japonica is the source of this 2697-nucleotide messenger RNA. RefSeq names its product P-type Ca(2+) transporter (gene PMR1). Gene Ontology annotation, biological process: calcium ion transmembrane transport; manganese ion transport; intracellular calcium ion homeostasis. Gene Ontology annotation, cellular component: Golgi membrane; endoplasmic reticulum; plasma membrane. The coding region runs from base 1 to 2697 and encodes 898 amino acids. The record is from RefSeq and is a predicted model, not a curated record. NCBI's taxonomy places the organism in Eukaryota, Fungi, Basidiomycota, Malasseziomycetes, Malasseziales, Malasseziaceae. Gene Ontology annotation, molecular function: ATP hydrolysis activity; ATP binding; P-type calcium transporter activity. The transcript is spliced from 2 exons.